Tigriopus californicus is the source of this 1776-nucleotide messenger RNA. RefSeq names its product linear primary-alkylsulfatase-like. The record is from RefSeq and is a predicted model, not a curated record. Lineage: Eukaryota; Metazoa; Arthropoda; Copepoda; Harpacticoida; Harpacticidae. Bases 61 to 1749 code for a protein of 562 amino acids. Gene Ontology annotation, molecular function: protein dimerization activity. The transcript is spliced from 7 exons.
AGAAAUAGAGAUAAGGCUACCAAUUGACCAAAGCCCUGGCCUGAGAAGCCGAAGCAGAAAAUGGAGUCCGUCAUUUGGGCCUUGCCGGAGCCGGAACUCGUUCUUGUGGCCUUUGCUGUGUCUCUGGCAUUCUCCUGGUGGUCGUAUGGCCAUACCAAACCGUCUGUGAAUCAUUUGAAAAGUCUGGACCACCUGAUAAUUGACAAACAAGCCAAAAAGAUUCUCAAAGUGGAUGAGCAUGUGUACAUUGCUUCUGGAUAUGGCACCACAACAUGCGCUCUCAUCGAAGGAAACGAUGGUUGUGUGUUGGUCAAUGCGUUGGACAGUUUCGAGUGGGCCAUGGAAGCUCGUUCGGCAUUCUCCUUCAUCACGAAGAAACCGUUAAAGGCCAUUAUUUUAAGCCGCUUUGACCCCUCAUUCGUCAACGGUUUGCCCAUUUGGUUGGAAAAUGACAGCCCAAUGGGCAAACGGAAGGAAAGCCCCCGGAUAUUCGUUCACGAAGAGUUUCCCAAGGUCAUGAACGAACAUCUGGCCUUGGCCGUCAAGCAACGCCUGAGCGUCUUCUCUAACAUGACCAUUUCUGCCGAUGGACCAAAUGUUCCCAUUGAGCUCCUGAGAACUUUCCCCUCGGAUUUGACAGUCGAUAUUUGUGGCCUCGCCCUGGAAUUGGUCCAUUUGGGAGGCUUGGCCAAAGAUGAGAUUGGACUUUGGUGGCCAGAGCAACGCAUUUUCUUCGCCUCCGACUCCAUUGGACUGGAAAUUCCGGAUUUAUUUCCAAUUCACGGAGGACCUCAGAGAGAUCCUAUGCAAUGGAUAGAAGGUGUAGAAAAGGUACAAAAGUUGGAACCAGAAGUAUUGAUCAUGAGCCAUGCUAGACCCAUUUUAGUGCAAGCAGAAAUCAAAGAGGUGCUGGAAAUUCAACAAGCAGUCAUACGAUUUCUACACGACCAGACCGUCCGCUAUAUGAACAAAGGUUUGUUCCCAGACCAGAUUGUAGAAUUGAUCAAACUCCCCAUCGCAUUGGGGAAUCAUCCUAUUAUGGCUCUUUCCCAAGUGCCAACCUCAUGGAUCAUACGGGGGCUGUUCAAUUACUACAUGGGUUGGUUCUCGGGCAAGGCCUCUGAGCUGAAUCCCCAAUCCCCCAGUGUGGCCAAGACCAAGUGGAUCCAACUUUUAGGGGGAGAGCUAAACGUCUUGCAACACGCACAGAGAGCCUUGGCACAGGAUGAAUUGGAAUGGGGUCUGGAACUCAUUGAACUUCUUCAUGGAGCUAAUUCCACGGCUGAGAGUCGAGCCAUACAUAAUUCCAUAAUGGUCCAAUUGGCUGCUAGGCCGGGCUUGGCUGCCAAAGAGCGCGAGUUCCUCACUUCCUUGGCAGGUCCCACUCUACGAUUUGCUCAAGAGCCGACCAAGUCCUUGAUUGCCGAAAAUCUGACCUUGAAUGAGUGCCACAUGAUCUUGAGGUCAAGAGUGGAUCCCAGCAAAUUUCCCACUGGUUUCAACAAGAAGAUUAGGAUACGCUUCACAGAUCAUGCAAAUCUACCCCUCUUAUCUGUUGAGAUUCGAAACUCGGUUGUUGUGAUACAGGACGGCUCGAGUGAAGGUCAUGCUAACAAAGACUGGCGGCCGGCCUUGUCCGUGGAGCUCGAGCUGAAUGCUUGGAAGGUCUUUUGCGUUCAUGGAACUUUGGACGAGCGAUAUCAGGCCUACUACCAGAAAAUGGUCGGUCCAUAUCAGGGCACGAAAUAGUGAAUAAAAACUGUCGAAACAAGGUUA